AUGGACUGGCCGACACUUGCAACACUGAUCGGGUCGCUGGCCAAAACUUCCUGGUCAACUGGACACAGCUUUAGACCGAGGAGCACCUUGGUUGCAGCUGAAUCGGGUGACGUUGUCAAUCACGUCGAAGUCACCAAAUGGGCGAACACCACAGGAACUACACCCAGCCCCGAUAUCGGGAAUGGCAGCCCCCUGGCUGGAAAGCAGUGCUCUGGAAGCCUCUCGCAUCAGACGGAGGAGAGCGUGCCAGUGGAGACCUUACCCUCGCAGCGCAGCACGCCCUCUCUAGUGCUCGUUGUCUCGGACAUUGUGAGCACAGAUCACGAAGACGAGGCGGACACGGGCAACAAGCGAAAAUGA
This is a messenger RNA of Anthostomella pinea, 360 nucleotides long. Lineage: Eukaryota; Fungi; Ascomycota; Sordariomycetes; Xylariales; Xylariaceae. The record is from the annotation of a GenBank genome assembly.